AUGGAGACAAUAAAAAAACGAUCGGAAUCUCCAUCUGUUAAAAAAGGAAAAGUCCAAGAAGUGAGUAGUUUUGAAAAUAUCGAGGAAAUCACAGAGCAAGUUAAAACCAAAAAGAAAAAUCUGAGAAGUAAACAAAAAUCACAAGUCAAUGGAAAAAACAAUGGAGAUUCUUUAAACGCUGUCAACAAAAAUGAAUCGAAUAAAAAAGAAUCUAAUGCUAAAUCGCCAGAGAAAAAUGGUCAAGAUGCUACUAAAAAAGAUGUGCCACCAGCUGCUAAUAAUGUCGACUCUGUCAAGGAAAACUUGGAAAGUAAAAAUGAUAAUGAAAAAACUGAAGAAAGUGUAACCAAAGAUGUCAUUACGGAAUCACCGACUAAUUCAGAAAAUCAUACAGUUUCGAAAAGUGAAAUUCAAGAUGUUGGAAAAGUACAUAAAGAUGGAAAUGAUUUUUGCAGCAGCACAACUUCAACAGAGACUGAAAAUGGUGCCAAUAACACAAGCAAUGGUUUAAAUGACUCGACUAAUGUGGAAAAUACAUGUGUGAACAAAACAUCAGAAUCAGAAAAUGCAGUUACUGAUACGUUAAACUCGAGUAAAAAUUCAGAUACAUGUGAAGUAUCGGUAACACCUGUAAAUGGUGAAUCCAUACCUGAUUUGUCUUCUACUAAAGGUUCUGAAAAAAAUGCAAUCGAUUCAGAUGAAGACUCCUUUUAUGAAGUCGUGGUGGAAUCAUCAAAAGACAAACAGUGCAUCGCCUCAUCUGAUGCUAUUAAUAAUGAUGAAAAAUCUGUCGUCAUGAGUAAUACAUGUAGUAGUGUAACGAUUGAUCGUAAAUCAUCCUCUCCUGCAAACAAAGAAAAACAAAAUUCAGAAAUAUCAUCAUCGAAAAAAAUAAAUGAUUCUCCAAUGUCAAAAAUGGAUGGGAAAAGUUACAUUCAUCCAUAUUUAGGUAAAAUUUCAGGUCGACCUGGUAUAAGACGCGGAUCUAACUUACUUGAUGUCAGCACGAACGGUCACGACGUUUUCACUCCCCAAAAUAAAGGACCCUCUUUAAGCGAUAGCUUUAGGGUGAAAAGUGAUCCGCCACGUUUAAAUCAAGUUGACACGCCUGAAAAUCUCGGAUUGAAAAAAUACAAAGGUAAAAGAUGUUUAAACAUAAACGACGAUUUCGAUUACGAUGAUGAUGCGUUUGCCGUAAAAAGGCAAAAACUCGACGACAAACAAAUAAACAAAACAGGAUUUUUGGGAAGCGUUUUAUGGAGUCCAUUUAAAAAAAAACAUUCGUUACACCUCGUCGAUGACGAAACGACCAGAUUAUCCGAAACACAAUCCAAGCUCUCUAAAUUUUUAAUAGACAUGGGCGAAAAUAAUCCACCGUGGAUCUCGUUGAAACUGUCAAUAAAUCACAUUUUCCAAAGAAGGUUAAUUGCUCAUUUUUUUUUUUAA
This is a messenger RNA of Pediculus humanus corporis (human body louse), 1446 nucleotides long. RefSeq lists its product as uncharacterized. The transcript has 2 exons. The record is from RefSeq and is a predicted model, not a curated record. The coding region runs from base 1 to 1446 and encodes 481 amino acids. Lineage: Eukaryota; Metazoa; Arthropoda; Insecta; Psocodea; Pediculidae.